Messenger RNA from Coniosporium apollinis CBS 100218, 1695 nucleotides. RefSeq lists its product as uncharacterized. The record is from RefSeq and is a predicted model, not a curated record. Gene Ontology annotation, molecular function: transmembrane transporter activity. NCBI's taxonomy places the organism in Eukaryota, Fungi, Ascomycota, Dothideomycetes. The transcript has 3 exons. The coding region runs from base 1 to 1695 and encodes 564 amino acids. Gene Ontology annotation, biological process: transmembrane transport.
AUGCCAGCAGAAGUCAUGAACUCAAAGGAAACCUACAGUGUCGGUCUGGCACCAGCCCAGGAUGACCGUGAGAAGGACCGGAACUCAGCAAUCUCAUCCGAUUCGGACAAUGCCCAAGAUCAAGAGACACAGGGUGCACCACUCCAACGAGUGGUCAGCGCUCCGUAUCCUACACCUCUGAAGCUUGCCAUCAUCCUCGUAGGGGUCGCUUUGAGUGUGUUUCUAGUAGCGCUAGACAUGACCAUCGUGGCAACGGCGAUACCAAAAGUCACCGACGAGUUCCAUAGCCUUGAAGACAUUGGAUGGUACGGAUCGGCUUUCUUCAUCACUGUCGCAGCAUUUCAAUCGACUUGGGGCAAGGCCUAUAAGUACUUCUCACUCAAAACUGUGUUCCUGACGGCAAUCCUCGUCUUUGAGAUUGGAAGCCUGAUAUGCGGCAACAAGACCUUGAUUGUAGGCCGCGCAGUUGCCGGUGCUGGAGGUGCUGGUGUUGCGGCCGGUGCUUACACCAUUAUCGGCUUCAGCGCUCCGCCAGAGAAAGCCCCAGCCCUCACCGGAAUCCUAGGAGCUAUCUUCUCAAUCGCCAGUGUCGCCGGUCCGCUGCUCGGCGGUGUCUUCACCGACAAUCUGAGCUGGCGAUGGUGCUUCUACAUCAACCUUCCUGUUGGCGGUGCCUCGGCAGCCGCAAUCAUUGUAUUUUUCCAGACACCCGAGCGAGCGAAACCUGUCGAGGCGUCAUGGCGUGAGAAAAUCCUCCAGAUGGACUUCGUCGGAACCUUCACGCUCAUGGGAGCUGUCGUCUGCUUCCUCCUCGCAAUGCAAUGGGGCGGUGUCACGAAGGCCUGGAGCUCUGCCGAUGUCAUUGGCAUGCUUGUCGGCUUCGGCAUCAUCUCCAUUGUCUUCAUCGCCCUGGAAAUCCAUCUUGGAGAGCGCGCGUUGAUCAUACCUCGCCUCAUGAAGAACAAGACCCUUGCGUUCGGCUUUGUCUUCCAAGUCUUCAACAACGGCGCGUUCUUCGUCCUGCUGUACUACCUCCCGAUAUACUUCCAAGUUGUGUCAGGCGUCUCAGCUGCUCAGUCAGGCGUCCGCAACAUUCCCUACAUCCUUGGACUUUCGCUCUUCAGUAUAGUCUCCGGCGUCGCUAUCACCAUAACCGGCGAAUACCAACUCCUGAUGAUCAUCGGCGCGGUGCUAAACACCAUCGGCGCCGCCCUAGUCUACACCCUCGACGUCGGCUCCCCCGCCUCAAAGUGGAUCGGCUACCAGAUCAUCGGCGGCAUCGGUACGGGCCUGAGCAUCCAGAUCCCCAUCAUCGUCGGGCAGGCUGUCGUCCCCGCUUCUGACAUCUCCUCCGUCUCGGCCCUCGCGCUCUUCUUCCAGUCCCUGGCCGGCGCGGUUUUCAUCUCCGUCUCGCAGUCGCUCUUCGCGAAUAGGCUGAUUGAGGCGGUUAAGCAGAACGUGCAAGGUCUGGAUCCGGCGAUUGUGGUUGGGACGGGCGCGACGGAUCUGAGGAAGGUGAUACCGGCUGCGCAGCUUGCGGGUGCAAUCGAGAGCUAUAUGGCUGGAUUGCAAGAUGCUUUUACCCUUGCUAUUGCGCUUGGCGGUGUGGCGGUCCUGAUUAGUGUUGGGGUUGUGGUAUUUGAUAGGCGGAAUUUGAAAGCGAAGCCCAAGGCUGGUGACGCAGUUCAGGCUUGA